AGUUUCCUGUCAGGCUGUGACGUACAACACGGAAAACCCACACAACACCAAACUAAUGAAACUGUCAGUGGCGACCGACUAGACUUCAUACAGAGCUUCUGGUAGCUUAGUUUGUACAACCAUGAUGCAAUUUUUGGUCGGGUUCACUCUGGGGAACGUGGUCGGCAUGUACCUGGCUCAGAACUAUGAGGUACCCAACAUCUCUAAGAAGAUCGAGGAGUUCAAGAAAGACGUGGAGGCCAAGAAGAAGCCGCCAGAGUGAACCAUCUGGGGCCAGUGGGGGGCGGAGUGAACCAUCUGGGGCGGAGUGAACCAUCGCGGAGUGAACCAUCGCAGAGUGAACCAUCUGGGGGGGGGGGGGGUCCAGGGUGGUUAAGACUCCAGUAGCUGGGCUCUAGAGAGAGGCGGAUGCAUCCUCCUACUGGACACAAGAGUGUAUGAGGACGUGUGUGUGAUGAGGACUUGUGUGUGACGUGCGUGUGUGUGUGUGUGGAACAGUGCCACAUCUCAACCCUCAUGUUCCUCUUAAAGCAGCCCCCCCCCCUCCCUCCCUCCCUCCCUCUCUCUCUCUCUCUCUCUCUCUCUCUCUCUCUCUCUCUGUGUGUGUGUGUGUGUGUGUGUGUGUGUGUGUGUGUGUGAGUGUGUGUCUAACUGACACUAAGGCACAGACGACCAUGGCAUCAGGAGUCCCAAAUACAAAAGCACUGCCCAGCUGAAAAGGGGUUGAGACAGAUUUUUAUACAUAACUAUAUAUAUAUACAUACAUAUGGGACAGAUUUCUAUACAUACCUAUAAAUACAUAUGGGACAGAUUUCUAUACAUACAUAUAAGUGUGUCGUUGCUUUUUCAGAGUGUUUGUGUGCCUCUAUUGUGUGAUAUAUAUAUAUAUUCUAUUCUAUUGCCCUUUACAAUGAAACUCUUUAAAGCUGCAAACAUACUGAGAGACGGUCAGCUUUCCUGAGUGUGUAAGACCUGAGGAGGUGUGUAUUGAGUGUGUAAGACCUGAGGAGGUGUGUAUUGAGUGUGUAAGACCUGAGGAAGUGUGUAUUGAGUGUGUAAAACCUGAUGGCUUUGAUUGUGUAAGAUCUGAUGGACUUUAUUAAACUGGAUCUCUCCUUCA
Molecule: messenger RNA, 1120 nt
Organism: Sardina pilchardus (European sardine)
Lineage: Eukaryota; Metazoa; Chordata; Actinopteri; Clupeiformes; Clupeidae
Gene: stmp1
Product: short transmembrane mitochondrial protein 1
Exons: 3
Coding region: 122-262 (46 amino acids)
Source: RefSeq, a predicted model, not a curated record